GUUUAGCAGUCCAGUAUAGAUCACGUGAGCUGGGAGGCGGGGCCGGGUGACGUGUGUGGGGGCGGGGCUGAGUCCUGCCGCCGCCGCUCUUACCUGUCCAGUGCGGGAGCGGCAGUGCACAUAGUAGUAGACCGGCUGCGGGACGGCGGGGAGCACACUGCCGCCACUGACUGCGGGACCAUGGGAGUGUGUGACGGCGAGAGCAGCGGAGCUGGCCGCCACUAGAUCCGGGAUCUCCUCUCUGCACAGGGACUCCCAGCACUUCUAUACAAAGCUCCGGGAUCUAGUGGAUCCCUCACCAUGGCUCUGUCCCAGAUCCAGUGCCUGGACAAUAACAAUGUCAACUGGAGAUCCAGCGAGAGCAAGCCCGAGUUCUACUACAGCGAGGAGCAGCGGCUGGCGCUGGAAGCCCUGGUCUCCUCCGGCCAGGACUCCUUCCAUGAAGUGGUCAAGAAGGAGAACAUCAGGGACUUCCUGUCCGAGCUGGAGCUGGCCAAGAUCCCCUCCAGGGUGGAAUCCUUUGACCCUGACUCUAGUCACCUCAGAAAAAGCGGGGACAAGUCUGAGCAGGAGGGAGAAGAGGACCCCCAAGAUGGGGCGGCACAUUCCUUGGAAUAUUGGCCGGAUAGGUCGGACUGCUCCAUCCCGGAGUUGGAUUUGGGGUGGCCGGAUGCGAUGGCCUACAGAGGAGUGACCCGGGCAACAGUAUACAUGCAGCCCCCCAUCGACGGCCAGCCUCAUAUUAAAGAGGUGGUCCGGAAGAUGAUCACACAAGCCCAAAGGGUCAUUGGUCUGGUCAUGGACCUCUUCACGGAUGUGGACAUAUUUAGGGAUCUGUUAGACGCGGGAUUCAAGAGGAGGAUCUCGGUGUACAUCAUCCUGAAUGAGUCAGACUUGAAGUAUUUCCUACAGAUGUGUGAGAAGGCUCAGAUGCACCGAGGUCACCUCAAGAACCUCAGGAUCCGUAUCGUCGGGGGAUGCGAGUUCUACACCAGAAUCUCAACCAGGUUCAGGGGCUCUUUGGGACAGAAGUUCAUGUUUGUGGAUGGAGACAAAGCUAUGUGUGGGUCUUACAGCUUCACCUGGUCAGCAGCGAGGAUUGACCGAAAUCUAAUUACAGUGCUUACUGGCCAAGUCGUGGAGACCUUUGACCGUCAGUUCCAGGAACUUUAUCUCCUGUCCAGGGGAGUCAGUCUGAAAAAUGUUCCAAUGGAUAACGAACCAGAACCAGAGCCAGUGUUUCAGCCGGUUUCCCUGCCCGCAGGACCCUCGGAAUCCAUUGCUAAGAAGAUGAUUAACCCCAAAUAUGCCCUGGUGACUGUCAAGAGUUCCAGUGAAACUGGCAAAGAUUCCAAGAAAGGACCUGAAAUUGCGAAGAAGAUUCCCACCAAAACACGAGUACCUACAUUUGAGCACCUGAUGAGGGAGUCCCAGAUCCAUCCCGCUCUACAAGACAUGGAAAGAGCUGACAUGUUUGAGUAUUUACCCACAUGGGUGGAACCAGACCCAGAGCCCGGUAGUGAUAUCUUAGGGUACAUUAAUAUUAUUGACCCCAGCAUCAAGAAUGCACAGCCAUCUCAGAUGAACAGAAUCAAGAUUUGUGAUACGUCUCAAGCAACAGCCGAGUACUUAAAACAGGCCAGGGAGAAUGAGAUGAUGAAGCAACAACAACAGGAGAGUUCAUCUUCUACCAAGAACGCCGCCAGGCAGCCUGACCACUCUCGAGAAUGUGGUCAGAACCAGAGCACAACAGACAGAGGGUCUAGCAAUGGUCAACUUUCUAGACAGGCUAGCCAAGAGCAUGGAUCGAAAGCAAUCUGUACAAAGAGUCCAGCGUCAAGGCAGGAUAGCCAAGAUGGAUCUCUUGCAAGUAAAGCGCCAAGGGAGGAAUCAUCUGUGGAAGUUGACAAGAUAAAGAAGCAUGACAAUAAAGAAACUGCCACCUCUGAGGUUCAGGAGAUACCUUCACCACAAAGGUCUCCAGAAGGCAUUGCAACAUUAGCUGAACGUAAUCACCUUGUGCACAGGGGCACAGGACCGGCCCCAACAGGUGGCAAGCCGCCUCCUGUGCCAAAGCCUAGAACCAUGCAAGUCACAGACUUCAUUAGCAUGAAGAACUCAUUAAAUACCAAAUCUCUCAAAGCCAGCACGUCGGUGGAGGAAAACACUGUGCCCUCCGUCAAUGGGAUGGAUGCCGAAGGAAGAGAAGCGGAAGAGAUCGACAUCCUGAUUGAAAAUGGACCUAAUGAUAACGAUCAAAUCGAAGAUGACGGUAGUAUGUUUAGGCCGUGUCCAGGAGAAUAUUCAUCUAGUGGCUCUGGUUCUCUACCUCCAUCCAACGCCUCCUCAAUGUCUGAGGAAUACUACCCAUCUGCAUCCUUGCACAGGAGGAGUUCUGAACGUUUCUCCAACGGAGAGCGCCCUCCACCUCAUAGGAAGCUUAGCGAUGGCCACAUCAGCAGAGGAAGCUUUUUGAGUCCCCUCAGCAUCUCUCACACCUUGAUGGAAAUGAAUCCUUCAGAAAAUGGGAAGAGAAGGACCAUGCUGGAGGACUAUGUUCUAUCCGGUAACCCUUUACAACGGAACGAGCGGAUUUAUGCUUUGGACCCUUCUCAGGGGAUGUCACAUUUCCAUUACAGUACAAACAGCCCCUCUGGAGGAUUCGACAGGUUCCACUCCCGUCCUGGCACGUCCAGGAACGUAGGCAAGGACAGGGCCAGGAACGAGAGUUUCGAAGGUGCCGGAGCGUACCGUCAGAUCGGCAGGAAGUCUGACAGCCCGGGGGCGAGAACGGGAUACUGGAGCAGCAAGGACUACGGAGCCAACUAUACCAGCCCCCUUUCCCAGAGUCCCAUACAAUCCGACACCGUGACCACGCCGUUCGGGAUUCCGUACUCUAAGCUGUCCGAAGCGAAACACCUGAAGAACAAGAUGGCAGCGGGCAACCUGGACUCUAGGAGGAGAGGGCACGGUCCCCCUGGACACAAGGACCUCUGAGUAAGCUGCUGAGCGGAGUGGCGUCUCUCUACCGUGGUCCUGUGUGGGCUCAGGUCCAUACGGGCAUACACUGCAGACUGUGCUCGAUGCCCAGUGCUGUGGUGUAGUAUGGUUCCCUGCUGCUGGAAUAGGCCACCGGUGUGCUGCUCGGCCUGACCGCCGCGGAGGGGCUUGGUGAGGCUGGCAGGCAUUUAUUUUGGGGGUGUUGAACUGUCUUUAGGAUGCCCAUUGCUGCUGAGGCUGUAGGGUCUGCGUUCGCUGCACUUGUGCUGUUUACAUUCCUAUUUCUGGUCUUUUUUAUUUUAUUUUUCAAUGGAGGUGCUCUACAGGUACAUGAUAUUAUAGGGUUAACUCUGCCCGCGUGGGUCUAGUCACCCAUAGUGGACCAAAACCUGUUGCUACCAGGUAAACAUGCGGCAGCCAUUUGUUGACAGAGUUUAAUAAGAAAGUGAUUUAAAGGGAUGUUCUGCCCCUUUCAGAGCAUCAUGGUUUGAAAUGGAGGUGCAACCGAAGUUGCACAGCUGAAGGCAGCCAUAUUGGUGGGGGAAACCCCAUAGAUCUGUGAUGGCUAACCUCUGGAACUCCAGCUGUGGUUAAACUACAACUCCCAAGAUGCACACUGUUCUCAGAACUCCAUAGAAAUGAAUGGAGCAUGCUGGGAGUCGUAGUUUCACCACAGUUGGAGUGCCGGUGGUUAUCCAUACACUAGAGCCAUAGUCAUACACCCUAUCAGGGUGUUAAUAGAGGGGGGUCCUCUGUGUGUAGAGUGGUUAUAAAGAGCGCCUCUCUGGAGGACCUGUCCAGACAACCGAGUGAUAUGAAUGGACACUGUGUAAUACUUAAUUUCUCCUGUGGAGGCGCUGCAGGGAAACGGAACGAUUCCUGCCAGGUUUCUCCACAGAUCACGGCUGAUUGCUGGGGGAGGUCCCGGCAAAAAUAAACUUUGCAAUCAGCUUCUUGUCAAGUAGGGAUUGUCCAAAGAAGCAGAGAACCCCUUUAAGCCAUGUUCACUGAGUGUUUUACCAAUUUACAUCUCAUUAAGCCCUAUAUCUGUUUCCGUCCCUUAAAGGGGUUGUCUCCUCACGGGCAACCCCUUUUAAUAUGUGAACUGCCAAGAGUAAGACCCACUGGCUAAAUUGGCCAGCUUCAUGGUUUUCCUACAGCGGCCACUAGUGGUGACAUUUUAGUAUUACAAGAUUAUCCAGGAAAUGCAUGGACUGCUUCGGUCUGUCAGAAUGAGGACCCCUGAUUGCUAGUAGCCGCCAUCUUUGUGAUGUCCAUAUUUUUGGGGGGGCAUAUAGAGGAAAAUGGGAACAUAAAAUCUGCUGCUAUCACCAUUAGGAGGCUGGAUUAGAGGAAUUAUACUGUAUAUACAUGGGUUUUGGCUCCUUGAAGGGGCUUAUGUUUCUCUCUACUCUGUGGAUGUCAUGCUAAUGAUUCUGGUGACUGCAGGCUGACAAAAUGGCCGCCUCCGCUGUAUGUAGGUUUAUGCCAAUCGAGGGUGGUCACUGCGAGUGUGAGCAUUUUCUGACGGCGGCGGUCAUUCCUCCAUUUUAGAGAUGCGAGUUCUCUGAGAGGGCACAGUGACCAUCUAAAAUGGCGACUGGCUGAGGUUUCCUCUUCUCUCCACCGGGUUAUUUUCUGGUUUACUUGGCUGUAUGUAUGUGAAUAUGUAACUUUAUGUAUAUAUGUGUGUAUGUAUGUAUAUAGCAGACCGGGGUGUGAGGACAAUUGCAAAUUACAGGGUACAAAACUGACAUGAGCCCCCAUCGACCACUGUGGUAUUUCGCUGUAUUGGGCAGCAUUUUCAGGCAUGGCCUGUCCUCGCGUUU
This is a messenger RNA of Bufo gargarizans (Asiatic toad), 4829 nucleotides long. It is a transcript of the gene SACK1G, whose product is annotated as family with sequence similarity 83 member G. The coding region runs from base 301 to 2997 and encodes 898 amino acids. The transcript has 5 exons. Lineage: Eukaryota; Metazoa; Chordata; Amphibia; Anura; Bufonidae. The record is from RefSeq and is a predicted model, not a curated record.